Diversispora eburnea is the source of this 897-nucleotide messenger RNA. The record is from the annotation of a GenBank genome assembly. NCBI's taxonomy places the organism in Eukaryota, Fungi, Glomeromycota, Glomeromycetes, Diversisporales, Diversisporaceae.
AUGGCUUUCAAUAAAAUCGGCAGACGUGAUUCCGGAUUCUUUGAAGAAGAAAUUGAUAAAGAUUUGGAAUUUUUUAUUUCAUCAUUCGAAGAUAUUUUAGGACCAAUACCACACGAAAAUCGCAAAGUACCAUCGUACCACGUUCGAAAAAAUUUUUAUGCAAUUAAGAAGAAUUCGUGUUCAUUUGAGAUUACUUCUAAUAUUCAAAAAUUCUUUGAAUUUAAUAAUAAAUUCGAACAAACCUGUCGUUGUUAUGAUGAUGAUGACACUGAUUCAUUUAAAUUACCUUUGGAAUCUUAUCUAAAACCAAUACCUUUCGAACAAAAAAUCGUUCCAUACUAUGAAAAAAAAACAACUUCUAUCCCUGUCAACAAACAAAUUUCUUUUGAGAAAAAAGAUGUGCAUAAAAAAAGGGCCGAAGAAACAUUUGUAGUUCCAAUUCCGACGGAAUUUCCAACUGAAUUCCCAACUGGACCACCAACAGAUGAAGCUCCAACAGAUGAAGCUCCAACAGGUGAAUCUCCAACACCAACAGAAGAAACUCCACCACCAGAAACUCCAACAGAUGAAGAGACACCACCACCAGAAACAGAAGAGGUUCCAACAGAGAUUCCAACAGGUUCGGAACCAACGGGAGGACCAUCUCCAUCGGGAGGACCAUCAGGAAGACCAUCAGGAAGACCAUCAGGAGGACCAUCGGGAGGACCAUCGGGAGGACCACCAGAGACUCCAACAGGUACAGCGCUGCCAACGGAUGAACCAACUCAAUCGGGAGGACCACCACCAUCAGGGGGACCACCAUCAGGGGGACCAUCUCCAUCAGGGGGACCAUCUCCAUCAGGGGGACCAUCUCCAUCAGGGGAACCAUCUCCAUCAGGGGGACCACCUAGUCCUUAA